Molecule: messenger RNA, 483 nt
Organism: Marmota flaviventris (yellow-bellied marmot)
Lineage: Eukaryota; Metazoa; Chordata; Mammalia; Rodentia; Sciuridae
Gene: Mln
Product: motilin
Cellular component (GO): extracellular region
Molecular function (GO): hormone activity; motilin receptor binding
Source: RefSeq, a predicted model, not a curated record
CCCCUCCAGCCUCCAUCAGACCUCGCUGCUCCGGGAUGGUGUCCUGCAAGGCCAUGGCUGCCCUGCUGGUGGUACACGCAGCCACCAUGCUGGCCUCCCAGACAGAAGCCUUUAUGCCCAUCUUCACCUACAGUGACCUCCAGAGGAUGCAGGAAAAGGAACGGAACAAAGGACAAAAGAAAUCCCUGAGCGUGUGGCAGAGGUCUGAGGAGGAAGGUCCCCGAGACCCCGAGGAGACCUCAGAGGAGGAAGAAAACAAAAUGAUCAAGCUGACUGCUCCUGUGGAAAUUGGAAUAAGGAUGAACUCCAAGCAGCUGGAAAAGUACCGGGCCGCCUUGGAAGGGCUGCUGAGUGAGGCGCUGCCCGCAGCCAAAUGACGCUCCUAGGAGAAAGGUGGACCCUCCCAGGAAGCCCUACACACCUGGAUGAGCCGAAAAUCCUGCCCCACCCACAGCUGGCCUCUGAAGCCAAGGGCCCUCUCCA